Molecule: messenger RNA, 1071 nt
Organism: Beauveria bassiana ARSEF 2860
Lineage: Eukaryota; Fungi; Ascomycota; Sordariomycetes; Hypocreales; Cordycipitaceae
Product: SET domain-containing protein
Exons: 2
Coding region: 1-1071 (356 amino acids)
Biological process (GO): peptidyl-lysine monomethylation
Molecular function (GO): protein binding; protein-lysine N-methyltransferase activity
Source: RefSeq, a predicted model, not a curated record
AUGGAUCCAAUACAUUCGUUGCUCGAAUGGGCUACUUCCAAAGGCGUUUCAAUCCGCGGCAUUCAACCGCAAACGAAAACGAAUUGCGGCAUUGGAAUGACAGCGACCAAGAACCUCAAGAAAGGUGAUGUUUUAUUGACGGUACCUACUCGUGCCAUGAGGGGCUUGGGCACGGUACCGGCAGCCAUUCGUGCCAGAUUACCUCAGGAAAUGUCAAUACAUGGUCUCUUGGCCGCCGACUUUGUUCUCAACCCACCAGCAGAAAGCUGGAUAAAGGUGACUCCAACUAUCGACGAGUUCAACUCCAUACCUUUUUUCUGGCCUCCAGAGGCCCAGAGGCUUCUUCCAGGCACGGCUAGACGCCUUUUAGAGAAGCAGCAAAGCAAUUUUGGCCGAGAUUGGAAGCAUCUUCAAAGCGCUUAUCCUUACGUCCCAUCGGAAGACUACAUGCAUGCUUGGUUCGUUGUGAGCAGCAGAGCGUUUUAUCAGGAGACGCAGCAGACACUUCUCUAUCCUUGGCACGAUCGCCUAGCGAUGCUGCCUGUUGCCGAUUUAUUCAAUCAUGCGUCCGUGGGAUGCAAAGUGUCUUAUUGUGCUGAGAGCUACGACAUUGUGGCAGACCGCGAGUAUGGGACAGGUGACGAGGUCUGCACAUGUUACGGCGAACAUUCGAAUGAUUUUUUGCUGGCCGAGUACGGGUUCUUAUUGCAAAAUAACACAAACGAUCGAUUUGAUCCCGACGAUUUGAUUUCUUCAGAAUUGAGCCCCGAAGAGACUGCGCUGCUCAAGCAAUUGAAGACUCUCGCUGCCUUGGACCAGCUUUGUGUACCUGCAACUUCAGAUAAAGGACGUGUUGAGAGUACACCUGGAGCGAUUGAUAAUGUGUUACUACAGAAACUUCUGGCCAAGUUUCUGGAGGAGAUCAAAGGGUGUCGCCAAAAGGUGUUAGCUUUGGACGACGGCAAAAAAGGAUAUCGACAACUUCUUCUACAGCGCUGGGAUCAGAUAGACGAACUCGUUCGAAGAGCCAUUCCACUGAGUCUCCCUAGCAGUGGACCUGAAUCGACUUGA